ACCUGUAAGAGUUUCUCUGUCUCCUUGAAGAAAGGGAUUUCCUUCAGAAGUUCAGGGGAUCUUUUUGGGUUUCAGAGAGGAGUGCCGACAGCCAAAAAAAUAUGUAUCAAAGAUUCUAAAAAUAAAAAAUAAAAUCUAGCUGCUUUUGGGUUCGGUUUUCUUCUCUUAAUUUCUGGAUAGAAGAAGAGGAAAGCUCACGGAUAGAAGAGGGAAGCUGUAAGCUUUAGGGCUGUUCGGAUAGAGGAUUAACCUUUCUAGGAUUAACUAAGACGAGUUCAGCUGGUCAAUGAUGGAUAGGGAAAUCAAGAAUCUGGAUGGGUUUAAGUUGGCUGGGAAUUUUCUUAAGGAGGUGUCAUUACAUGAUGUUCGGUUGGAUCCAACUUCUUUCCAUUGGCAGGCACAACAGACCAACUUACAGUACCUGUUGAUGCUGGAUGUAGAAAGACUAGUCUGGAGUUUCAGAAAGACGGCAGGAUUGCCAACGCCAGGAGAUGCAUAUGGAGGUUGGGAGGCACCAGAUGUGGAGCUCCGGGGUCAUUUUGUAGGGCAUUACUUGAGUGCAACAGCACAAAUGUGGGCCAGCACUCAUGAUGAGACACUCAAAAAGAAGAUGUCUGCAGUAGUGUCUGCUCUAUCUGCAUGUCAGCAAAAAAUGGGCACAGGAUAUCUGUCUGCAUUUCCAUCUGAACUAUUUGAUCGUUUUGAAGCAUUAAAACGUGUGUGGGCUCCUUAUUACACCAUUCACAAGAUCUUGGUCGGCCUAUUGGAUCAAUACACAUUAGCUGAUAACAAUGAAGCUUUGAAUAUGACAACAUGGAUGAUUGAGUACUUCUAUGAUCGCGUCCAGAAUGUCAUAACGAAACACAGCCUGAAGAGACACUGGCAAUCACUUAAUGUAGAAACUGGUGGCAUGAAUGAUGUACUUUACAGGUUAUUUACUAUAACGGGAGAUUCAAAGCAUUUGUUGUUGGCUCACCUAUUUGACAAACCAUGCUUUCUGGGAGUACUUGCAGUUCAGGCUGAUGAUAUAUCUGGCUUCCAUGCCAAUACACAUAUCCCUAUUGUUGUUGGAUCUCAAAUGCGAUAUGAAGUAACUGGUGAUCCACUUUACAAGAGUAUAGGGACAUUUUUCAUGCAAAUUGUUAAUUCUUCUCAUAGCUAUGCAACAGGAGGGACAUCAGUUGAUGAGUUCUGGUCAGACCCAAAGCGAUUAGGAAGCACUCUGGGUACAGAGAAUGAAGAAUCAUGCACAACUUAUAACAUGCUGAAGGUCUCUCGCCACCUAUUUAGAUGGACCAAAGAAAUUGUAUACGCAGAUUAUUAUGAACUUGCCCUGACAAAUGGUGUUCUUGGCAUCCAAAGGGGAACAGACCCUGGAGCAAUGAUCUACAUGCUCCCACUAGGUCGUGGCGUUUCUAAGGCUGUAAGUGAACAUGGGUGGGGAACAAAGUUUGACUCCUUUUGGUGCUGCUAUGGCACAGGUCUGGAUUCAUAGCCCACAUUCAACUCUCCUGUUGAAAACUUGAACUGCUAAUUCAAUUAUGAUAGAUUGGUUUUCCAUUUUGCGUUUGAUUUGACCUCUAUUUCAACCUCAGGCACCUUUUUCUUUUCUUU
Rubroshorea leprosula is the source of this 1614-nucleotide messenger RNA. The record is from the annotation of a GenBank genome assembly. Lineage: Eukaryota; Viridiplantae; Streptophyta; Magnoliopsida; Malvales; Dipterocarpaceae.